Molecule: messenger RNA, 2968 nt
Organism: Octopus bimaculoides (California two-spot octopus)
Lineage: Eukaryota; Metazoa; Mollusca; Cephalopoda; Octopoda; Octopodidae
Source: RefSeq, a predicted model, not a curated record
GAAUAUGAGGAAGGAAUACUAUUAUACUAAUGAAGAAAAAAACUAUAUGAUUUGUGUUCUAAAAGUUACUGGAAAAUUUUGAAAAUAUGCCUGUUUUAAGUGUUUUUUCUGCUGUGUUACAAUAGCCGUCUGUUAUGAUGUUGGAUUACGAUGAGUGUAAGUUUUUUUACCAACAAUUGAUUAUGGCUGAUGAUCGACAAGUUCUCUUUGAUUACUACACUAAAAAAUUAGAACAUAUUGGAACUGAUUCUAAUUCCUGUGAUAUGUUGAAUAUAAUGCCGAACAGUUAUGGUUUUAACUCUUUUCCGCCAGGAAUUAAUCCGAGUUUUCCAAAUGAGCCAGUUCUCAGUAACAAGUUCGCUAUGUUUUUCGUAGACACCAUCCCUUUAAUUACUGGCUACCCGUCUGUUCAAAACACUCAGACAUCCAGUCAAGUUCAUAUUUUUAAUGAGCAAUCUGGAGAUUUGGAGGUUAAGGAUUCUGUGCCUCUUAUGAAAGAAUCCCAUUUGAAUGAAUUAUGUCCAACAAGUUCUUCAGUGAUAUUUUCUCAUAAUGAUUCAAAACCAAGUGGAUGGGAUUUUAAUUCUAUGAGGAAUAAUGAGAUUCCUUCUGAAUUCAGAUAUACUAGUAGUCUAAACAAAAAAGGUAUUCCAUUGCAGGCCGAGCGAUUAUUUAUUUGUGAUGAUCGUAACAUAGUAUCUUAUAAUUCGAAUAUUUAUUCUCACGAUAAAGAAUUAACCAGCGAAACAAACUUUGAAAAUAUCUUGCAUGAACCAAAUUCUCUGCCACUAAACUUGUCCAAAUCAAAGAGAGUUAAUGAUAAUUCGACAGAAAUAGGCGAAACUUGUGGUUCUACGAAUUCAAUACCCAUGACAGAUAUUCCAAAUAGCAUUUUAAAAAAAGAAUUUAAUGAGAGUGAUUCAUUUAAUCUGUAUAAUCCACAGAUGCCAAACAGUAGUAUUGCAUAUAUUUUUCCGUUUGAUCCAAACACUUUUGACAGAAUGAAUAAACCUCUCGGUUCUUUGGAAGUAGAUAUGAAACUAUCUGUUGCAAGCAAUGGAACAAAUUUGAUUUCCCAAGACGAGGUGAGAUCAUUUCAACACGCACAAUUUCUUAAUCAACCUGAUGAGAAUAUCGAUGAAGAAUCUUUAAAUAUUGAAAGUCAGUCAAAACGUGACAAGGAUAAAUCUUACAACACUUGGGAAAAAAGAAAUUCUCUGAAAGAGACGAAGCAAUGUUUUCAUACAGACUUCAGAUAUAACAGAAUACCGGAAUUAAAUGGAAAAGCACACUCUGAGAGCGGAUGUGAUUUUGAAUCGAUAUCACCAAAACGAAAUAUAUGUCCGUCACACUAUCUGGCAAAAUCAAAAGCCGUUAAAGUUACGCAAUUAUUUAAAGAGAACCCUGUAAAUAACAUCUGCUCUUGUGGUGUUCAGCAAGUGAAAAGUACUCUACCCGAUUUAUGGACUAAAAAGGCAAAACCAGUUUCAAAGAAACUAGUGGAGAAAAAUUACAAGGCCUUGCAAAAAUCGACAACAGCAGAUAAAAAAAUGGUUGCACAAGGAAAAAACAAGAAAUCAAAAUCCAACUACAGGAAAAUUUUAAGUGACAUCCCCAAACAAAAUAAUCGUUUUUCUUGUCCAAGCAAAUUACUUGCCGAAAACGUACACGGUGUGCAAAGGAAUAAAGCAAAAAGGAAGAAACCUGUAAACCGUAGGAAUAAUUUAAAUGCGUUAGAACAUAGAAAUUUACACGGUACGUCAAGAACUCGAAUUUUAUCAAAAGAUCAAAGUCUCUCUGAUAAAAAUAUUCCGACAGAUGAAGUGUUUGAUAACGUAAAACAUAAAAAGAUAAAAAAUCUGAAUGAGAAAUUAUUGAACGUUCGUAAUAUUUCUCGACACAAAAUAUGCCAAGGUACUUUUUCAGCUUCCAAGACAGACACUAGCAAAACAUAUAAAAAUUCUGCAGAAUGCAUACGUCAUCGAACAACGAAUUCCAAAGAGGCAGCGAAAAUGCUGGAAACGGUUUCAACAAAACCUUGCAAAAAGAAACUGAAUACCUAUCACAAAACUUGCAGCAUUGAUUGCCAAAUGAAUGAGAAAAAUAAUGCAAAUAAUCAUACAUAUAAUUAUAUUCACUAUAAGUCUGAUGGUUCUAUUGAUUUCCUUAAAGGUUAUACAGAGUGCUUUAACUGCAAGCAUCAUAUCAGAAAUUCAAAUCCUUAUGCAGCUACAUCAAUAUCAUCAGACAAUUGUUUUAUAAAAAAUUAUACAUUGCCAAACCAUUCGUUUAAUAUAUCAAACAAUAUUGAUAGCGACGGUUUUGAAAUAUUACAAGCAAAUGAUGAUUCUGAAUUGACUAAUAUAAUACAGUCAUCUUUGAUAUAUGACGGAAAUGAUAAUUUCGACCUUGUCAGUAAUAACAAUCGUUAUUAUGAACCGGUUUGUGUUAUGAACGAUAGUUCAACAUUUAACUCUAAUAAAGAGGUUAAUGAUUGCUUUACAAUCUCUGCCCCUACAAUUGAAACAUCAGGUAUCGAGAAUGAAAGCGAUUUCGUAAUAACAGACGUCUUCUCUUUGUCAGGUUUUUGGAAUUCCAUUUCCAGUGAAGUUCCAUACAUAGAAAACAACUGUUGGGAGCUGGGUUGUUAGAUGUGAAGAAAAAAAUAUAUAGUGAGGCUUUAUGAACAUAAGUAUCAAAUCUAGGAAGAGUGGAUCUGUCAGUUCAUAAUUUCCCGCUUAAAUACAUUUACGAGCAAUUUGGUUUCCAAUUGAAUUUUGCUUUGUUGUUAUUUAACCCUGGAUCAGCCCUGGUCAAGUAGACAUCUUAUCAAAAACAUAUUUGUUGAGACCAUUCCGUCUGUCUUGAAAUGUAGAGCUACAUCGUCCAAUGGGUUUUUGUUUAAGACUGUAUAGUGAGGUUUGAAGGAUAUUAUGCUGCUAUUUUCUAAUUUCAGGCUCGUCUAUAA